CAAAUUGUUUUUCUUCGCCUUUUACGACGCCAACGAUCGCUCCCCCAUCAUCAACAUCAUCAUCAGCCGAUUCAAUCUGUGGAUGGCGGAGUAGAGUGGGAUAAUAUUUAAAUGCAUCAUGUGCUGAUUCAUUCCAUCACCUUCCAAACUGCAUCGUACGUUGCAGUUUCGGUAUGCAGUCCAUCUGUCGCACUCUUCCAUGCGCACGACGAUCAUUUGACCCUUUUUGUGCUGUUCUUCAACGCAAUCUAAUCUUCGCAAGCGCGAUAAUCGCGACAUUCGCGCGAAAACUCCAAGAGAAGUACCGCGCCGUUGGUGGUGCAGAUUGUAUGUUGCAUCCAUAAUAGGACCCCUAAAAGCCAGCCAAGGAAGCGCAUAGCGAAAUGGUGGUAAGGGGAAAUGUGGACAAACGAGGAAAAUACGAAGAUUUUGCUCCCCUUUGCAUCUUCGGCUCCAAAACUGGCCCGUUUUUGUGCGGCGGCCAGAUGGAGAGUUAAAGAUUAAACACAUAUUCCCAUCACACUUUCGCAUUCUCACUCUCACCCGCUCUCUCGCACGCGCAUUCACAUUUCGUCCCCUAGGCAACGCACAGUGGUUCGGUUUACGCGUUCGGACACGAACGUGAGAUGGCACCUGCGUAAAAGUGUACCCCGCGUUAGUCCAUCUCGCUCACUAUCGCUCGCUCUCUUUAUCUCUUUCUCUCUCCCACACAUUUCAUCCCCUUUCGGAAAGGGAUGCCGUGGCGCGUGUGAAAAAGAACAUCUCCUCUGCCAAAGGAAACCUGAACCGAACGGCAAACGGCAAGGAACGAGCAAAAGGCGAACCCGCACCAAAAUCCAAAACGUGCCCGCUCGGGAAACAAACGACGGUUGUUUUCCACUGGCAUUCGAAUCGUUUGGUUGUGUACGGGUGCCACUGUGCUUACCAAACAAAAAACUUCAGCGUUGCGGCGUUUGUGAUGUUUCUCUCGGGCAACAUAACUCCUGUACCGUUUAUAAACAUCGACUAAACGCAAUUUUGCAAUCAAUCAGAAGACGUGUGUUUUAUGGGAAUUUAAAAAAAGAAAACUUUAAUAAAGCAAGUUUCAAAAAAGUGAUCGUGCAGUGAAGUUAAAACCGGAGAGACGGUCGAGACAACCGCAGGACCGCAAGUGAUAAAAAAAGUCCUUUAAAAUGUUAUGAUGUGAGAGUAAAUGUUCCGUGGUAUUGCUGUGCUGUGUAAGGGGCUUGAAUGUGAUCUUCUAGUGAUGCCGUUUGGAAAAAAGGGAUAUCGCGCAGUGGAUGUGUAAUACCGGCGGGAAGCAGAUAGUGGAAGAAUUUAAAAGAAAAAAAAACGACGCAAUUAAACCGUGCUAGAGGAUAAUAUUUAUUAGUGGUAUUGAAGGUGGUGAAAAGGAGCAAAAGCAGGAAGCUGGUGAUCGAGUGAUACAGUGCGUCGCAAAGGGUGAAGAUCAUACCGAACCGAAGUCUAUCUAACGUUCCAGGCAUACCGUCGUCAUCCAGCAGGCUUCAGCUGAGUGAGCCUAACAUACCGGAGCCUAGGCAAAGGAACGGAGAAGGCAACGAAAAAUAAAAGCAACAUACCCGGGAUCGUACGUACGGUAAGGUAAGAAAGGAUUAACACGGAAUCAACUCAUUCCCGUUCCCAUUUUUUACGUGUGAGGUCCUGCCCUUCCCGCAACUCACAACGAUGAGCGGCGGACACUAGGAAGACCAACCGUAAUCCUCACCAAACCAUCUACCAGACCACUACGCGACUAUAGAACGAUCUGCAGCAAACCAUGGUCCAGCAAGUGGAGGUUCGUUCGUUUGGCUUGCGACUUCCCCACUCCACGUGCCAUCUGGCGGCCGAUCGUGUCGUACCGAGGCGAAUGCUGCAACUGCUGCUUUUGCUGCUGCUGUACUGUAGCAGGUUUGCCGAUGGUAGCUGGUGGCGCAUUGCCGACCUAUCGCUGGAUCCAGCACACUUCCAUCGGGACAAUCGGAGCUAUGAGCUGUGUGGCGAUACGACUUUUUUCACGGAUCAUCAGCGUGACGCCUGUUACAAUAAUCCGGAACUGUUGAAGGUGAUUGUGCAUGCAGCCAACACGGCUAAAUAUGAGUGCCAAACGUACUUUCAGAACUAUCGCUGGAACUGUUCGGCGAAACGUGGUUCCAGCAUACACUAUGGGAAUUUCGACGACAAAGGGAAUCGUGAGACGGCCUACCUAAGCGCAAUCAAUUCUGCUUCCCUAACCUGGACGAUCACACGUUUCUGUACGAAGGGCGAACUGACAACCUGCCAGUGUGAUCGCAUUAUACGGAGCAAGCAUAGCAACAAAUGGACCUGGGGCGGUUGUUCCGAGGAUAUCAAGUAUGGUCUCAAGCAGUCACGCUCGUUUACGGACCCACAGGAGAACAAAACCACGAGCUUUGGGCUGAUGAAUCUACACAACAACGAAGCAGCACGACGAAUAUUACGCUCAAGGAUGGAGAAAGUCUGCAAAUGUCACGGAAUGUCCGGAUCAUGUACGACACGUGUCUGCUGGCGACGACUACCGCCCAUGAAGCUGAUCGCUGACACGCUCGGUUCCAUGUUCGAUGCAGCGGCACAAGUAAAGCCAGUUGAAAACAAAGGCAUUAUUAAGAAGUUGAUACGCAAGGAUCUCGACUACAAGAAGGUGAACAAGUCGGAUUUGGUGUACGUUGCGGAAUCGCCUAACUACUGUGAGGAAAAUGAAAGCUUGGGCAUCUUUAGUACACGUGGCCGUUUCUGCAAUCGAACAUCGUACGGUAUCGAAGGGUGCCGGCUACUAUGCUGCGGUCGGGGCUACCAAACACGCGUACGGAACGUGGAGGAAAAGUGCAACUGCAAGUUCGUUUGGUGCUGCUCGGUCAAGUGUGACACUUGCAGCAUGCGCAAGGACGAACACAUCUGCAACUAAAAGUCACCCCGCCACUCCCCUCUUCUCACCCUAUAACAACCCACCCCCCCCUGAGACACAUCCCCCGUCAUCCGUCACGUAUGUGUGGAACGAAGUGGAAUGGGAAAAAAAGAAAUAAUAAGAAUUGUGUAACUAUUUAUUCAAACAUCGAGACAUUUGUAUCAUCAGCGACAUCAUCCAUCACGCGUCAUCAUCAUCGUCACCAUACUCAUUUUUCGAAUUAAUAAUCUCUUGGAUAAUGGAACCCUAAUUAAUCCAUUUCACAAGAUGCUAGUGUGACAUUAAACCCACGUGGAAAAAGAAAGGCAUUGUGCACCUCGAAUGGUAACUUUCCCAUGAAAGGUAGAGGAUCCGAUCAUUCAUCGAUCGGUGUUUGUGACAGUUUUCGUUUACGUUUCAUUCAUUCAUUUAUCGUAGGAUUACUGUAAUCCUGUAUGUGUACUGGUGUAACAACAGUUAUUACACUAUCAGUCGAACCAACCAGCACCAGCACCGUACACCAAAAAAACAAUCGGAAUCCAGCAAACAAAUGAAUUCGCUUACAGAGUCUCACGCGUGUGCGCACCUUUCUGCAUCUUUCAGGCGUGGGGUGCAAAACAGUGAAAGUGGUAAUAACAUACCAGAAGAACGCAUUUUGAAUUUCUGUGAUUUGAUUUUAGAGAGCUUUUUUAUUUUAUUUAGUAAUAAAACCGUAGCAACACAGCAACAGAGUAAGGGGUUAAGUGUAUUUUUAGCUUAUUAUUUCGGUUUACUUAGUAAGGUAAGAACGUGUAGAAGCAACCAUUUUCAACCAAACUAUCUCUCUCUCUCUCUCGUAUUCUGUUGCAAUACACCCUUUAGCAAGUCCGUUUGUUGAUUUCAUUGAUUUACAAAACAUCCCCGAAUGGCUUGUAAUUGUAACAACAUUUUGGAAGAAACAUAUUUUUUUUUCUUCAAAAUAAAAAAUAAAUAGGAGACGAAUAUUGGACUCGCGUACACAGUGUGACAAUGCUGUACGCUUUUCAAUCCUUAUGUCCAGUAGUUGUCCACUGCCAUUCCAUCCCAGCAGCACCGCUUUCGGUAGAUGCAAUUGGAAACGGUAAUUACCCUGCCAUUGAUUAGCGUGUUCGAAUCUGUUUAUAAGCUAUUUUGUAAUGUAAUGUAAUAUGGCUAAAAACCAACAACAACGACAACAUUAACAACAAAAACAAACAAAACACUUUCAGUAUGACAAAAUAAAGUAAUUGCCCUUUCAAACAAACCAA
Molecule: messenger RNA, 4167 nt
Organism: Anopheles funestus (African malaria mosquito)
Lineage: Eukaryota; Metazoa; Arthropoda; Insecta; Diptera; Culicidae
Product: protein Wnt-1-like
Exons: 8
Coding region: 1781-2923 (380 amino acids)
Biological process (GO): multicellular organism development; cell fate commitment; neuron differentiation
Cellular component (GO): extracellular region
Molecular function (GO): frizzled binding; cytokine activity
Source: RefSeq, a predicted model, not a curated record